Molecule: messenger RNA, 6664 nt
Organism: Glycine soja
Lineage: Eukaryota; Viridiplantae; Streptophyta; Magnoliopsida; Fabales; Fabaceae
Product: histone-lysine N-methyltransferase ASHH2-like
Exons: 20
Coding region: 286-6426 (2046 amino acids)
Biological process (GO): regulation of DNA-templated transcription
Cellular component (GO): chromatin; nucleus
Molecular function (GO): protein binding; zinc ion binding; histone H3K36 methyltransferase activity
Source: RefSeq, a predicted model, not a curated record
CCAACUCUCUCUCUCUCUCUCUCUCUUCGACCCAGACGGAAAAGAAGAAAAGAAUAUUUCUCAUUUUAUUAUCUUUUAUUUUCUGAAAACAAAAAACCAUUGUUGAAAAAAAAGCCUAAGCCUAAUAACCUCCUUAUCCUCAAUCUCGCACAUCCUGAGAAAAGAGGGGGGGUCUCAGGAUAAUGCCGCUUUCUAGGGUUUUCUUUGCGGGCAAUGGUUUUCACGUAGAGUUAAUCAGAGAGUGAAGGGUUAGUGGUGGCCUGUGGUGUUGUUGAUGGUUUUUAAAUGGUUGAGAUGGGGUCGUGUGGGAGAUCUGCUGCCAUUGAUAAUCCCUCAGAAAAGUUUAUUAUUGAGCAGCAGCAGCAUUUGUGCUUAGAGGUUCAAGAGCAGGAGGUUGUUUCUGUUGUGCAGGAGUCUUGUUUAGAGGAAGAGGCUUGCAAUGUGGUGGACUCUAAUGUUGAGCUCUCCACUGUGAUUGAUGGUUGUCUGGGAGAGGACCGUGUCUGUUCCAAACGAUGUGUUGAUGUUACCGAGGGGUCCAGAGAGGGUUUGGGUUUGGGUUUGGUGAGUGAAUGCGAAAAUGCUGAUUUGUUGCCACUGGAGAAAUCUGCCGAAGAUGAUUGCCAGAAUUAUUUGGGGGUUUCUUGUGGGAGCAUUGAAGUUCCCUGUGUAAACAGUGGCUCAGAGGGAAGAUUUCUGGAUGAGGGUAACUUUGAUCUGCCUUCGGGGUCCUUAACUGCAGAUGAUUCACAGAUGUAUUGUGCUCAACUGGAUGAGCAGAAGGAUGAUGAGUCAUGGUCCUUAAUUACUGAUGAUUCACAGAGGCAUUGUGCUCAACAGGAUGAGCAGAAGGAUGAUAAGAGCGAUGUAUUGCCUGCAGCAGGAGAUGAUUUGGCUGUCGUGGAAGGCAAAAACGAUGUCACUGGUGUUCUUGCUGAUGCUUUCAGUCAUGUACAUGAUUUCAGGGAUUGCGAAGUGUCUUUGGAAUCGGAAUCCAUGGCUGACUUGUUAGUUGAUUGCAACUGGCAAAGUGAGCAGGAGGAAAUUAUGAGAAAUACUGAUCCCUUGUUGAAUGUAGUGGAAAAAUGUGACGCUCUAAUUGUGGAGGAAACUGAUGCUUGCAGGCAGAUAUCUCCUACACCGGCUAUGGAAGUGCCAUCAGGGGCACCAUCAGGUGCAUUAUGUACAGAUACUGAAGUAGAGAGCACAAGUGAUCAGCCAUGUGAUCAGAAAGAUGGUGAGGAAACUGAUGUUUGCAGGCAGAUAUCUCCUACUCUGGCUAUGGAAGUGCCAUCAGGGGCAUUUUGGACAGAUACAGAAGUAGAGAGCACAAGUGAUCAGCCAUGUGAUCCGAAAGAUGGUGAGGAUCAAAAUAGUACUUGUGAAGAAAUCAUCAACAUUAAUUCAUGUGUAAAAAUAUCAUCCUCUCCAGGUUGCAAUGAGACUGUUGGGAGCUCACCUGUAGUUGGUUUUCCUUGUGAGCCUGCCCUGUUGGAUCCAGAGUAUGAAAUGAAGAAUGGCAUGCUGCAAAUAGAAGAUGAUGCCUGUAAAUUGAAGGACUGUUCCUCAGAGGAAACUACCAACUCUACCUUUAGAAAACCAUUUUCUCCAGAAUCAGGUCUGCCCUCUGUUGCUUUAAUUACCAACUGCUCUGCAAAGGAUGUUCCUGAUCAACAGUCUAAGGGUGAUGAUGUUUCCAUUGAUAAUAAUAAUGCUGUGAACAAUCAAGGGCAGAUGGAUAAUGAUGGAACAGAAGCUGUUGAAGUUGAUUGUAUCACUGAAGGCAUACCGUUACCUUCUCAAAGGAAUAGUCGAAGAACUAAAUUUGGCCGUAAGACACAAACCAAAAAGGCUUCAAGAAAAUGCAAGAACAAAACCAAGGUUACACAUCCAAAUGGGGGUAUGAAGCUAAACUUAGAGGCUGCUAGAAAGAAAAGAAGUUGUUUCUCCAAACCAGCUCGUUCUUCUAUCUGGGGAUUGAUUGGAAAUAUUGAACAGUUUUUUGAGCAAGAUAAUGAGCUUGGAGAUGGUGAAGCUGUGUGCCAAGAAUUGGGGAAGGCUAGAAGCAAGCCUCAAAGUGGGAAAGCGGUUAAGAAUGGUGCAAGUACUACCUCAUUGGGUUCAGUACAGAAGCAUUCUGUUUCAACUACUCGUGUUCGUCUGAAGAUCAAAUUUGGGAAAGAAGUUGAUUUAAGUUGCUCAAAUGUCUUGAUUCCAGAGUCUGUUGAUGGCUUGGCUUCUGCUUCCUAUUUGGGGUCUGGUUCAGGUUCUCAGAAAGUAGCUGGCAAUGCUGAUGAUAAAAUUUCUGAAGUGGUGGCUUUGGGCCAUUCAGAAUCUUUCAAUAAUGACCUGGACAAGGAUGGUUUUGUUCUAAAUGAACAAGUUGCAAAUAACCCCUUAGAAACCACUGAAAUAACAGAGAAGUCAUAUGGGGAUGCAGAGGAACCUUGUCUUGCAGUUCCUCCAGAGAAGGUGGUUGAAGCAUUGAUUGAACCUAUCAAUAACAAGGGUAUGGAUCCUGGAACCUCACCUGAUUCUGAAGUUAUCAAUUCAAUUCCCGAAGUCCAGGCUGGAGAAAAACAUCAAGAAGAUGCACAUCAUGCUGUUUUAGGUUCUUCUAAAGAAUUAAAUUCUAAAUUGGAUGUUACCAUCAGUAAGAGAGGGAAGAACAAAGAGAAAGUUAUUUGUUCAAGUAAUUGUAUCACUGAAGAUGGAUCACAAGGUCCACAUAAGAAUAGUAGAGCUAAGCAUUCAAAGAAUCACAGACGUAAGAAAAAUUGCAGGGAUGUGGUCAGCUCUUUGGAAUUGCCCACUGAUAUAAGCAAAUCUUUGAGCAGUAAAGAAUUGUCCCCAGAAUCAUUGCCUCUUUCUGUAGAGACUGAACUUGGAGGCUCCACUGAGGCUUUGAAAGUUAAAAAUCAUACGGACGUUAAGACAAGUGACAAACCAUCUGUUGACCAUGGAUUUUCAGAUUCCCUGGUUGCUGAGAAUAUGCUGUCAUCUGCAAGACCUUUGGAGCGUAAACUACCUAAAAGUCUUAGAGCUAGUAAAGUUAGCAAGACCAAAUCUAAAGCUUCUGACUCAACUGGCAGGAAAAAGACUACUGCUGGUAUACGCAAGGAGAAACAGAUAAAGGCAAUUAAUAAGAGCAAAGUCAAGGGAAAAGGUGUUUCUCUUAAAGUUACAUGUGAAGUGGAAGAUUGCCUGCAUCCAGGCUUUUUUUUUGUCUCAGAAGAAAAUGCUGGAAAUCAUAAGCUGGAUGCUGUUGGAAAAAUUAUUGCUGAUGACAACAGAGUAUCGGUCAAUUUAUCUAAUUUGGACAUGCUGUCUGGUGUUGGUUAUGGGGAGCAACUUCUAUCACCCCGUAAUGCAUGGGUUCGUUGUGAUGAUUGUCACAAGUGGCGGCGAAUUCCAGCUGUGCUUGCAGACCGAAUUGAUGAAACUAACUGCACCUGGACAUGUAAGGACAGCAGUGAUAAAGCCUUUGCUGAUUGUGCUAUCCCUCAAGAAAAGUCAAAUGCAGAGAUUAAUGCGGAGUUGGGAUUAUCAGAUGCCUCGGGUGAAGAAGAUGCAUAUGAAGGUUCCAAAAAUUUUAAGGAAUUAGAAUAUCGGCCUCCGUUAGUUUCCCAGGAGUCAACUUUUACCCAUAUUUUGACCAAUGAAUUUCUGCAUCGUAGCCAUAAAACUCAGACUAUUGAUGAGAUAAUGGUCUGUCAUUGCAAGCCAUCUCAAGAAGGAAAGUUGGGCUGUGGGGAUGAAUGUCUAAAUCGGAUUCUUAAUAUUGAAUGUGUGCAAGGAACCUGCCCAUGCGGGGACCGUUGUUCCAACCAGCAGUUCCAAAAACACAAGUAUGCUAGCCUGAAGUGGUUUAAAUGUGGGAAAAAGGGUUAUGGACUGAAGGCAAUUGAGAAUGUAGCUCAAGGCCAGUUUCUUAUUGAAUACGUUGGAGAGGUACUUGAUAUGCAAGCAUACGAGGCACGGCAAAGAGAGUAUGCUUUGAAGGGUCAUCGGCAUUUCUAUUUUAUGACCUUGAAUGGCAGUGAGGUGAUAGAUGCAAGUGCAAAAGGAAACUUGGGGCGUUUCAUUAAUCAUAGUUGUGAUCCUAAUUGUCGGACAGAAAAGUGGAUGGUGAAUGGGGAAAUCUGUAUUGGACUGUUUGCAUUGAGGGAUAUUAAGAAGGAUGAAGAAUUGACCUUCGAUUACAACUAUGUGAGGGUUUUUGGUGCUGCUGCCAAAAAAUGUUAUUGUGGUUCACCUAACUGUCGAGGUUAUAUAGGUGGUGGUGAUCCACUUAAUGCUGAACUGAUAGUUCAAAGUGAUUCAGAAGAAGAAUUUCCAGAACCUGUCAUGCUCACCAAAGAUGGUGAAAUUGAAGAUUCUGUACCUACACCCGAGUAUUUUAAUAAUGUUGAUACACAAUCUGCUAAACAUAUGUUGAAAGACAGGGAUAUAUUGGACAAUUCUACAACUGCUAUAGAUUCGGAUGGUUCUCUAGAGAAAGAGCGUUCUAUGAACCCUGCCUCUGCUGUUUCUCUGUUGCACAGCUCAGCAGAAAUGGAGGAUUCAAAGGGUAAAUUACAAUCUUCUGUUCAAGUUGAAGAAAUUUCUCAACAAAUGGAGGAUGUAACAAGCAAACCCAUGCCUGCUGUACACCAAGGAUAUGAAAAGGAAUCAGAAUUUGCAGACAAAACUUCUUCCAUUCAAAGAUUAGACACUACUUCUCCCCUUACAACUGUCAGCAAAAUGUUACCGAAUUCUGCUGGUAGUAACAGGGAGUCAAAGUCUGAAAUAAUUGGAGGCAGGAAGACUCCUAAGUUAAAAGGUUCUGUUAAAAAGGGAAAGGUUCAUGCUAAUCCUCCAAAUGGCCUUAAAACUGAGGUGACAGCCAAUCGAUUACAGGUGCCAUCAAUAAAACACAAAAAAGUAGAAGGUUCUUCCAAUGGACGGUUUGAAGCAGUUCAGGAGAAACUUAAUGAGUUGCUGGAUGGAGAUGGUGGAAUAAGCAAAAGAAAAGAUGCCACCAAAGGGUACUUGAAGCUUUUGUUUCUCACUGUGGCAUCAGGAGAUAGAAUUAAUGGUGAAGCAAUUCAAAGCAAUCGAGAUCUUUCCAUGAUCCUUGAUGCUCUUCUGAAAACAAAAUCUAGAGCAGUGCUGAAUGAUAUAAUUAACAAAAAUGGUUUGCAGAUGUUACAUAACAUUAUGAAGCAGUACAGGCAUGACUUCAAAAAAAUUCCAAUACUACGAAAGCUUCUUAAGGUCUUGGAGUUCCUAGAAGCAGGCAAGAUUUUGACAUAUGAACAUAUUAAUGGUGGUCCUCCUUGUCGUGGAAUGGAGAGCUUUAGAGAGUCAAUGCUUUCUCUGACAGAGCAUGAAGACAAACAGGUCCAUCAAAUUGCUCGAAACUUCCGAGACAGAUGGUUUCCCAGACAUGCCAGAAAACAUGGCUAUAUGGACAGGGAUGAUAACAGAGUGGAAUCUCACAGAAGUUUCAAGUGUAACAGAUUUUCAGCAUCACAGAGUUAUAGGCAUGAACAGGAUUUAAAGACUACAGAAGCAAGUGAUUGUAGUCAGCAGUCGAUGCUUGUGACAACUCCAGUAGAUGCUGAAGCCCGGGAAGGCUUUCCUGUGCAGUCUCUAGAUGGGGUUGAAACCAAAACAGCUGAAAAGCGUAAGCGCAAAAGCCGAUGGGAUCAACCAGCCGAAACAAACUCGCAUUCUGAUGUCGUUAUGAGCUCUAUUGGUGAAAGCCAGAACAUUCAUGAGGAUGUUCCACCAGGGUUUUCGUGUCCAGUAGGUUCAUUAAAUGCUUCCCUAAACUCUGGCAAUCUUGCCUUGCAAAAUGCAAGCCGUUCUGGAUGUCCCUCUGAUAUAAUUAUUGGUCAUCCAAAAGAGAAAUUUAACUCUUGCUUGGCUGUCUCAUUUGGAAUGCCAUGGUCUGUUGCCCAGCAAUAUGGAACUCCUCAUGCUGAAUUUCCAGAGUGUUGGGUCACUGCACCUGGCAUGCCUUUCAACCCAUUUCCUCCACUACCCCCGUAUCCACGGGACAACAAAGAUUGUCAACCUUCUAAUACUAAUGCUAUGAUAAUUGAUCAGCCUGCUGAAGUUGAGCAGGGGGAUACCAGCGGUAUGGUUAAUUGUCGCUCUGAUGAUAUGAUUCCCAGCACAACUGGUGUUAACCCUGAAGACUCUAACCUUCUGUUUGAGGACAAUAAACACAUAAGUAAACGAUUGAAGGGUGACUCAAAUGAUUUGGGAACGAGGUACUUUAGACAGCAGAAAAUACACCGACCAUGGUUCAAGAGGAAUGCAUGGAAAUGUGAUGAGAACAACUCUAGUGGUGAUAUGUGCAGUAUAGAUGUAGGAGAUGUACCAAAAGAGUCAAAAGUUACUUGUGACGCGGAGGAUGCAAUCUGUAGAGAGGAGUAAGCAUUCCUCUCCUUCACUUUCUACACUACCCGGGGCAAUCCUGCUGUUCUCAAUACUGAUCUGCCCAAACCUUCAAGAGGUAGGUGUUUCUCUUGACUUGUAAUCCUCCGAAAAUGGAAAACCUCCUAUGGUAAUGCACAGGAUUGAUGAGACAAGUAUUGUUUGUUUCAACAUUUUCUUAACAUUUAAUGAGUGGACUGAAGUCUGAAUCUGAUGGGUAGUUAUCUUUAUUUACAAA